AGGAGAAAAUGUUGGGCUGGUGCCAAGCGAUAGCUCGUAACCCUCACAGACUUCCAAACAGCACAAGAACACCCGAGGUCUCAGGUGAUGCUUCACAUAACUCUACUUUGAAUGACAAAUCCCCAGGGCGUUCUACAAGUCGAUCAAGUAAUAUUUCAAAGGCAAGCAGUCCUACAACAGGAACAGCUCCCAGGAGUCAGUCACGGUUGUCUGUCUGCCCUUCCACUCAGGACAUUUGUAGAUCUACUACCUUGCAUGAUUUGUCAGAAGAUGAGCUUGAACAUGCAACCCCUGUCAUGGUGCUUACCCCUUCUAAUAGGGAGUCUGGUAAGAAACAAGUAAAACGAAGGUUUAGGCGGAAAAGAGAGACUGGAGACAAUGGUGAGCAUACAGAAAAGCAAGGAAAGGGGAAAGACUGUAAAUUGCAUCCUGAGCCUGCGAGAUCCAGCUGGAAUGCAUCUGAUUCAUCAUCAUCUUCGGAUGAGAGUCAGUGGGCUCAGGCUAGGAGGAGAGCGAGAGAAAAGGCCAGAAUGCCCAGGAGAGGGAGAAGGAACAAUAGAACAUGCAGUAACCAGGAUGGGUCCUCAAACAAUAAUGCUGUUGAACUUGUCACCUUGGGGACAAUGGGGAAAAAGAAGCAAGAGGUAUCUGACCCUGAGAAUCCUACUUUAAAUCACCGCCGAAGAAGGGUUCCAAGGCUUAAGGAAUCACAGUCUUCAGCGUCAUCUCAGGAAGCAAGGAUUUCCUCAAGAAAAUGUGGGAAAAGCAAAGGGAAAAGCUACUACAGAGAUCAGCAGCUUGCGUCUUUCCUUAGACACAAUAAAGAUUCGAAGGACUGCUUUGCAGAGGCAGGCUCUGGCAGUGAUGCUCUGGCAGUCCCAGAUAACGGAGCACCUGCUGGGGCAGGGCCCAGUGUGACUGAUGCUGUUCAGAAGCCUCCAGUGUUGUACGAUGACUGGUCUGAUGAUUUAGAAGUAUGCAGGAUCUGUCACUGUGAGGGAGAUGAUGAAAGUCCCCUCAUCACACCAUGUCGCUGCACAGGGACCCUGCGCUUUGUUCAUCAGGCCUGCCUGCACCAGUGGAUUAAGAGCUCCGACACGCGCUGUUGUGAACUCUGCAAGUACGACUUUAUAAUGGAGACCAAGCUCAAACCUCUUCGGAAGUGGGAGAAACUACAGAUGACGACAAGUGAGAGAAGGAAAAUAGUUUGUUCAGUCACAUUCCACGUAAUUGCAAUUACUUGUGUUGUUUGGUCAUUGUAUGUUUUAAUUGAUAGAACCGCUGAGGAAAUUAAACAAGGCAAUGAUAAUGGUGUCCUUGAAUGGCCAUUUUGGACAAAACUCGUUGUGGUGGCCAUUGGAUUCACAGGCGGCCUGGUCUUCAUGUACGUGCAGUGUAAGGUUUAUGUUCAGCUGUGGCGCAGGUUGAAAGCCUACAACAGAGUGAUCUUUGUUCAGAACUGCCCAGACACCGCCAAAAAACUGGAGGAGAACUCCUCUUCGUGCACUCAGACCUCGGACGUCAAGGAUGCAGUGGUGGUGCCAGUAGCACAGACAGGUACAAACUCUCAGCCGGCAGCUGAAGAAACGACAUCUGAGGUCAUGCCAGUUUGACAGAGACAGCAUUGUUUCUUCCUUGCAGUAUAAGGCGUAGUGUUUUCUACACUACAAAUGCUAAAAGAGAGUAGAAAUGACUGUGCAUUUUUUCAGUUAAAAAAAAACAAAAAAACACACAAAAAACAAAACCCUACAAGGAAAAUGGAUCCAGCAAAGCAACUUGUUACUGUAUGGAAUGUGACCGUUCGUGAAGUAGUUUCUCAACUAGUCAGCAAGUGUAGUGAAAGUGGAAGUGUAGAAAGUGCAAUAGAGAACAGGUUUAACAGACAAUGCCAAACCAAUGUGACAAGAGUACUUUUUUUU
Gymnogyps californianus (California condor) is the source of this 1919-nucleotide messenger RNA. RefSeq names its product membrane associated ring-CH-type finger 1 (gene MARCHF1). NCBI's taxonomy places the organism in Eukaryota, Metazoa, Chordata, Aves, Accipitriformes, Cathartidae. Gene Ontology annotation, biological process: antigen processing and presentation of peptide antigen via MHC class II; protein polyubiquitination; immune response. Gene Ontology annotation, cellular component: cytoplasm; lysosome; late endosome membrane. Gene Ontology annotation, molecular function: zinc ion binding; ubiquitin protein ligase activity; MHC protein binding. The transcript has 7 exons. The record is from RefSeq and is a predicted model, not a curated record. The coding region runs from base 9 to 1613 and encodes 534 amino acids.